GGACUCUGUUUUGCACAGCAGAAUGUCUGCGGGAUGCAUGAAAACUGGCAGGACGCCUGUUUCAGAUAUGGAAGUUGUGUUUUUUUCUUUAGCUAGAAAGAGCACGCUUAUAGGAGAAUAUGAGAACAUAUUGUGAAGUUCAUUGGGGCGCCGGCGGGAAGGCACUGAGCUGGAGCGGAGGCUCCAAGGUCCUGAACCCAAUCAAGUCCGAUCCAUGACGCUGCUGAGCGGCAAGCUCGUCUGCGGCUGCAGCGUCCAGGAGAUCGACCUGAUCAAUGCCGUUGCUGGCGGAGGCGCGGUCGCUGGUGGCUUCAAGGAACAACCCGUGGAGAUCAAGCCGACUCGGAACGUCAGUCGAACGGCAGAAUUCAGGUUGCUGUGCAGAAGUGCCGCAUUUCCUCAUGGAUUCGCCGGUCUGGGGAUUCUCCAUCAAGCUGUGGCCGCUGAGCGAAAGCACACGCCUGAUGGUCAUCGAUAGGAUGACAGAGAACCCGUCCACCGAGACGCUCUUUUCUCGCAAGUAUGGUCGUUUGGACAAGGAAGAGGCUCGCGAGAACGCUAAGAGGAUUGAAGAGACCUGCUUUGCUUCUGUGGAUGAGCAUUUCAAGGAGGAGCCUGAUGGUGAUGGGAGUUCAGCUGUUCAGCUAUACGCUAGAGAAACUAGCAAGUUGAUGGUGGAGGUCCUGAAGAGAGGCCCAAGGGCAAGUGCCGAGCUGGAAGCACCUGUUGUUAUUGAUGCACCUCUUGAGCCUGCUGAUACAGUGCUCGAUAUAUCUGGUGGCAAGCGUGCUUUUAUCGACACGGACGAAGCAAAGGAACUUCUGAUCCCACUUACCAAGCCGGGGAACUCUUAUAAAAGGAUCUGCUUCAGCAAUAGGAGCUUUGGUAUCGAUGCUGCCAAUGUUGCUGGUCCGAUUCUUGAAUCCAUCAAGAAGCAGAUCACAGAGGUAGACAUCUCUGAUUUUGUUGCAGGAAGGCCUGAGGAUGAAGCCCUUGAUGUGAUGCGCAUAUUCUCCAAAGCCUUGGAAGGUUCUGUGUUGAGAUACCUGAACAUCUCUGACAAUGCUUUAGGCGAGAAGGGUGUCAGGGCAUUCGAAGAGCUCUUGAAAUCACAGGACAACCUGGAAGAAUUCUCUGUGAUGAACGAUGGUAUAUCAGAGGAAGCUGCAAAGGCUCUAUCUGAGCUUAUUCCUUCAACUGAGAUUCUUAAGGUUCUCCACUUCCACAACAACAUGACUGGGGAUGAAGGUGCUUUGUCAAUUGCUGAGAUGGUUAAGCGUUCUUCAAACCUAGAGAGUUUUAGGUGCUCAGCAACAAGGAUAGGAUCUGAUGGUGGGGUGGCAUUGGCUGAGGCAUUAGGGACAUGCACUCGUCUGAAGAAACUUGACCUCAGGGACAACUUGUUUGGUGUUGAGGCAGGGAUAGCUCUCAGCAAAACGCUUCCUAAGCUUCCUGAUCUCGUGGAGCUGUAUCUCAGUGACCUCAAUCUCGAGAACAAAGGUACGAUAGCAAUUGCCAAUGCCCUCAAACAGUCAGCUCCUCGAUUGGAAGUCCUUGAAAUGGCUGGAAAUGAAAUAACUGCGAAAGCAACCCAAGCUUUAGCAGAAUGUCUAACAGUGAUGCAAUCGCUCAAGAAGCUGACGUUGGCUGAGAAUGAACUGGAGGACCGUGGCGCUGUGGUGAUUGCAAAAACAUUAGAAAACAGUCACCCAGAUCUGAAGGAGCUUGAUGUGAGCACAAAUAUGCUGCGGAGAGCCGGAGCUCGGUGCUUUGCCCAGGCAAUCGCAGACAAACCAGGUUUUGUGCAGCUGAACAUCAAUGGGAAUUUCAUCUCUGAUGAAGGAAUUGAGGAGGUAAAAAAGAUUCUGAAGAGUGGUAAGAACUCGCUGAGCGUGCUUGGCUCACUGGACGAGAACGAUCCUGAGGGGGAACCCGGAGAUGGUGACGAGGAAGGGGAUGAGGAGGAUGACGAAGGUGGGCUGGACUCGAAGUUGCAGAACCUCAAUGUUGAGCAGGACUAGUCAAGUUUAGGUUAAGUAGCUAGCUCCAAUAUUUCUCUCCAAUUGGCUCAAGAGUUCUGAAUCUUAUCCAUCCAGGUUAAAUAGAAGGAAUUGCUAUUCCAUUGUUCUAAACCCAGGCAAGCAGCCACAUGGUGCAUGUAUCCUGGGAAUAUAUAUCUGUUCUUCUUUAGCUUCCAUUGGAAAUUAUCUCAUGCUUUAGCAACACUUUGGGUGUCACAAGACCAGGUUAAGAUCCAUGGCAUGUCGAGAGGACCAAAAGCAUUUUGAGCUUGUGCCUAAGACUUGGUUGUUUUUGCUAUUGUGCAUGUGCAAGAAAAUGUUUGGAAAAGAAGUUAAAUUACAACCAUUGUCCAGAAUUAUCUA
Messenger RNA from Brachypodium distachyon (stiff brome), 2384 nucleotides. RefSeq names its product RAN GTPase-activating protein 2. The record is from RefSeq and is a predicted model, not a curated record. Gene Ontology annotation, molecular function: protein binding; GTPase activator activity. The transcript has 3 exons. Bases 276 to 2021 code for a protein of 581 amino acids. Lineage: Eukaryota; Viridiplantae; Streptophyta; Magnoliopsida; Poales; Poaceae.